CUGUACUGCAAAUUCUGCAACUUUAUCCUAUCUUCUUCUUCUCCAAAUUCUCGUCUCUUCUUUCUCUCUACAAAAAUGUCUUCAACUCUCUCCACUGCAUCUCUCCGAUCCCCGUCUUCUUCUUUAUCCUCAUACCCAUCAAAUUUCUCCCAUUCCCUCAAACCCACUCCUCUCAAUUUCCCCUUUUCAUUCUCCUCCACUAAUCUCUCUCUUCGCCUCGUUCAUCACCGCCCAAUCUCCGCCGUCGCGGUGCCGGAGAAAGUUUCAGAAAUCGGCGAUGUCAUCUCCCAAUUGACUCUGGAAGAGGCUCGAACUCUUGUUGAUUACCUCCAAGAGAAACUCGGCGUUUCUGCCGCCUCCUUCGCCCCUGCCGUCGUCGCCGUCGCUCCCGGCGCUGCUGCCGGAGGUGACGAUGCGGCCGCUGCUGUCGAGGAGAAAACGGAGUUCGAUGUUGUUAUUGAGGAAGUGCCGAGUAAUGCGAGGAUUGCGGUGAUUAAGGCUGUUAGGGCUUUGACGAGUUUGGCGUUGAAGGAAGCGAAAGAAUUGAUUGAAGGUUUGCCGAAGAAGUUUAAAGAAGGAAUUUCGAAGGAAGAGGCGGAAGAUGCGAAGAAGCAGCUUGAAGAAGCUGGUGCAAAGAUUGCUAUUGUUUGAUUUAGCUGGUUAGUUUCUUCAAUUCUUAAGGUUUACAAUGUAGGCAUUCUGGUGGAAUUAGAGAUGGGGUUAUUUUUUAUUUAUCAUUAACUGAUGAAGAAUUUAGUUGAUAUUCUGUUAAUGAAUGCCUUAUUGUUCCUGUAUUUUUGUGUGCUCGAUUCUCAAGUGCUGUAUAUGUGUUUGCAUGCUCUGUUCUCUUGUUUUUUCUUGCUCAUUAUGUGUCUGUUAAAAUGCCAACAAGAAUUUAGUUGAUAUUCUGUUAAUGAAUGCCUUAUUGCUCCUGAA
This is a messenger RNA of Benincasa hispida (wax gourd), 936 nucleotides long. Its product is annotated as large ribosomal subunit protein bL12c-like. Gene Ontology annotation, molecular function: mRNA binding; structural constituent of ribosome. NCBI's taxonomy places the organism in Eukaryota, Viridiplantae, Streptophyta, Magnoliopsida, Cucurbitales, Cucurbitaceae. Gene Ontology annotation, cellular component: chloroplast; ribosome. Gene Ontology annotation, biological process: translation. The record is from RefSeq and is a predicted model, not a curated record.